Colletotrichum lupini is the source of this 1761-nucleotide messenger RNA. RefSeq names its product FAD binding domain-containing protein. The transcript has 5 exons. Lineage: Eukaryota; Fungi; Ascomycota; Sordariomycetes; Glomerellales; Glomerellaceae. Gene Ontology annotation, molecular function: FAD binding. The coding region runs from base 1 to 1761 and encodes 586 amino acids. The record is from RefSeq and is a predicted model, not a curated record.
AUGUUAAGUCCUAGGCUCUUUGCGGCGGCUGCCUUCGCAGCUGGCCACGUUGUUCACGCCCUCGCAGCUGACAUCAGCUCGACGGAGCCUGCCAACUUCAAUGUUGUAGACGCACUUCAUGGGCUAGGCAUUGUCAUUUCUGAGAUUCCAAACCUGACCGGCUUCAACAAGAGGUCGGAAACAGGCUGCUCCGCUGCGUGUGGCACUUUGAAAUUUGUCUAUGGCGAUGAUGCUGUCGAAACGAGAAAUGAACCUGCAUACACUGAGUUCGUCAGCUCAUACUGGUCUGGGAACCAAGCCCAGGUCAGCCCUUAUUGUGUCUUCAAGCCGUCGAAGCCAGAGCAAGUAUCUGUCGUGGUUCUACUGUCCCGUCUCACGCAGUGCCCAUUCGCUGCCAAAAGCGGUGGCCACGCCGCAAUGGCUGGUGCGUCCAACUCUCAGGACGGGAUCACGAUCUCAUUCCAAAACAUGAAGAGCAUCGCGCUGUCUGCUGACAAGAAAAUUGCUUCGAUUCAACCUGGCAAUAUCUGGGGCGACGUCUACCGCGAGCUCACAAAGUCUGACUUGAAUGUCAUCGGUGGUCGGAUAUACGACAUCGGUGUUGGUGGACUGACUACUGGAGGUACGUUCCCGAUCAAGACACUCCAAGCCGGGCCAUGCAUCUUUUGUGGCAUAUCCUACUUCUCUAACCUCCACGGCUGGGCUUGUGAUAAUGUCGAGAGCUACGAUGUCGUCACUGCUACCGGUGCUAUCAUCCGAGCAUCAGCCAACCAGUUCCCGGACCUGUACUGGGCCCUACGUGGCGGCGGCAACAACUUUGGCCUCGUAGUUAGCUUCAACCUCCGGACCAUCUCGCUCCCAGGCGGUAAGAUGUGGGGUGGUUCCCGUACCUAUCUCCAAGACUCGUUCCCUGCGCUCUCUGAGGCUUACGCCAACUUUAUUGCGAACGCGGAAAAGGACCCGAAGGCUGGCUUGUGGCACGUAUACGCCUACUUCAACGGCACCAAACUCUCCCUCCCGACGCUGUAUUAUGCCGAGCCGGAUGGCGGCGAGGCCGAAAUCUUUUCCGAAUGGAACGCUAUUCCCGCCAUUUCGGACACGACGCAGAACCGCAUAAUUGCUGACUGGGCUGCGGAAGGAGCUCAGGGUUCACCGCCGGGACCGCGGGAGAUUUAUUCCGUCAUUAGCAGCAGGGCCGACAAGGGACUUGUUGAUGCCGCUCAGGAAAUCUACUUUGAGGAGGUUCUUGCCGUAACGGACCUGCCUGGCAUUCUUCCCACUUUGGUGUUCCAGGGCAUCACCAUUCCGAUGUUGAAGCACAUGCAGCAGAACGGGGGCAAUGCACUGGGUCUCAAUGUCGAAGACGGCCCGUUCUACAUCAUUCUCCUCUCCAUAAUGUGGAGUAACGAAGAGGACGACGACAAGAUUUACUCUUUUGCCUCAACAGUUAUGGAAAGAAUCAACGAUGAAGCCAAGGCGCGGGGGCUGGAGAACGACUACAUCUACAUGAAUUACGCCGCACAGUUCCAGGAUGUUGUCAGUGGAUACGGUGCGGAUAAUAAGGCUAAGCUCAAGAGCAUCGCGAAGAAGUAUGAUCCCAAGGAGGUGUUCCAGAAACUGCAGCCUGGGUACUUCAAGCUGGAUCGCGCCCCGGUGCCGGGUUCCAAGUACUUCAACUGCUUUCUUCAUUCAUCGGCCAUGGACAAGCUAGUGUCUAUCUACAGGGCGGAUAAUGACAAUCCUCUCACUGAGAUAAUGUAA